CAGGUGCCUACAGAUGUGGAGAAGUGCCAUGACAGAGUGGAGUGUUGCAAUGCUGACCUGAAGUCAGACUGGGACCGCUGGCAGAACAACAAGAGACAAGACUUCAGACAGUUACUCACUGGCAUGGCAGACCACAACAUCCAGUACUAUGAGAAGUGCCUUGCAGCGUGGGAGUCUGUCAUUCCACUAUUACGGGACAAGCAGCCACAGGAGACAGAAACAGAGGAAGACUGAGAGCCUGCCACUCUUCCUCUGGACAUUGCAUCUCAAACACUUCUCUACCGGAGUUACCGGUGUCAACAGACACUCUCUCAAAGGGAUAUUGCCAAGGAAAUGAGCCUUUGGGUCUACAGACAGAACUCUUUUCUAUUUGUGAAACCCAGUCCAUUCUGACGUCCCAUCUUGCCUGCUGGAACCCAGAAGAGCAGAGUGGAUGGAUGAUAUCAUGUCUGUCUGGAAGGCCCAUUUUGUUCCUUGUUGCACACCAAACUAGCCUUGGUCGUAUUCACUAGAAACCAAACGGGGGGGGGGCAGAAAGAAACCAGGAGGGACUACUUGAACUUGUCCAAUGUGCACUAAUGAAUGUGACUCUGACACCACAGACAGGCUGAAUUCCUGUUGUAAUUUUCUAGUCUGUUGAGAAAUGUUUGUUGCCAAUUAUCCUUUUUUUAUAUAAACGAUGCUGAUCUUUAA
Molecule: messenger RNA, 693 nt
Organism: Oncorhynchus tshawytscha (Chinook salmon)
Lineage: Eukaryota; Metazoa; Chordata; Actinopteri; Salmoniformes; Salmonidae
Product: sorting nexin-30-like
Molecular function (GO): phosphatidylinositol binding
Source: RefSeq, a predicted model, not a curated record